Messenger RNA from Notechis scutatus (mainland tiger snake), 2907 nucleotides. The record is from RefSeq and is a predicted model, not a curated record. Lineage: Eukaryota; Metazoa; Chordata; Lepidosauria; Squamata; Elapidae.
AAGGCCACGGUUAUCGAUCCUGCUGCUGGUAGAGGGAGGAGGAAGCGACACCAGAGAAAAUGGCGGCCGUGGCUGCGACUGCGGCGGUGCCGGGUGAUGGGGGAGCUGGCGAGGUCGAGCCCAUGCCAGGCAGCGAAGCCGGCGCAGACGCGCUCCCCGCCGGCACGCAGGCUGCCGUGGAGUCGGCGGUGCUCGACGCUGCCAGGGAGGAUCCCGAGCCAACUCCGGGCGGAGAGGCUCAACAGCCGCCGCCGCCCAAGAGCCCAGCGGGGACCCGAGACCUGCCGCAGGCCCAGCCCAACCCGGGCCCCGUGGGAGAGCCUCUUCAGCCUCGCUCGCUGACGGCCACGCUCUCCGGUCAUUCUGAAAAGGAAGAGGCAGGCGAGCAGCCUCCGCAACCGGGCUUGCCGCUGUUACCUCCGCUGCUACUUGCAGCUGGGGGCCCCGCGGGGCCGGAGCCCAGGGAGGAGCCGCCCCGGCCGGAGGAGGAGGAGCCGGAUGCUGCCGCCGCCAGUACCACGGCAAGCGUUGCAAAGCAACCGGAGCUUUCGGGGGCUGCGGAGCCGGGGGUUGCCGGUGCAGCGGGGGAGGAGGAGGAGGCGCUGUUGCUGCCGGGCUCAGAGGUGCUGGUCACCCUGGAUCACAUCAUCGAGGAUGCGCUGGUGGUGUCGUUCCGGUUCGGGGAGAAGCUCUUCUCCGGAGUCCUCAUGGAUCUCUCCAAAAGGUUUGGACCUCAUGGAAUUCCUGUGACUAUAUUUCCCAAACGGGAGUACAAGGAUAAACCUGAAGCCAUGCAGCUCCCAAGUAAAUCAUUCCAAGAUGAGAUGCAAGUGACACGCGAAGCUAACGGUGUUGUCCCAGACUCUUCUCCCAUCCAGCCAUCAGAACAUAGCCUGGUUAAAAGCCUAUGGACUUCCAAACCGCCUCCCCUUUUCCAUGUGGGGGCGCCAUAUCCUCCUCCUUUGUUUAUCAGGGACACAUAUAACCAAUCAAUACCUCAACCUCCACCUCGAAAAAUUAAGCGGCCCAAGCGAAAAUUGUACAGGGAGGAACCCACUUCUAUUAUGAAUGCUAUCAAAUUACGACCCAGACAUGUCUUAUGUGACAAAUGUAAGAACAGUAUUGUUGCAGAAAAGAAAGAAAUUAAGAAGGGCAGCAAUGCAAGUGACUCCUCAAGAUGUGAGGAUACUAGGAAACGAAGAAAUGAGAGCAUAACUACUGUGAAUAAAAAAAUUAAAACUGAUCAUAAAGUUGAUGGGAAAAGUCAGAAUGAAAGCCAGAAAAAGAAUUCUGUGGUCAAAGUUGCAAGUAUUGUCCACAGCAGAAGUAGAGUAGUCAAAGUUCCCACUCAAGCAAAUACAUCAAAAACCCAAUUAAAUACUAAAAAGGUUCUUCAGAGCAAAAACAUGGAUCAUGCAAAAGCUAGGGAAGUUUUGAAAAUAGCCAAAGAAAAGGCACAAAAGAAACAGAGUGCAACUUCAACUUCCAAAAAUGCACAUUCAAAGGUCCACUUCACACGGCGUCUUCAGAACACCAGCUCAGGUUCCCUGCCUCCCCGAUUGCGUCUGAAGCCACAAAGGUACCGAAAUGAAGAAAAUGACUCCUCUCUCAAGACAGGGCUGGAGAAAUUGCAGAGUGGCAAGAUGGCAGCUAAGCCCCAGUCUCGCUGCUCGUCUACCCGCUCAGCAGGUGAGGCCCCUUCAGAAAAUCAGAGCCCCUCAGAAGGUCCUGAAGAGGCCAACAGUGAGGUUCAGGACACAAGUGAAGUGCAUGUACCUGUUGAUCAGGAUGAACAGCAGACCAUGGGCAAGAGAGGCAGCAAAAGCAAUAUUACAGUUUACAUGACCCUUAAUCAAAAGAAAUCUGACUCUUCCAGUGCAUCAAUCUGUAGUAGUGAUAGCACAGAUGACUUGAAGUCCUCCAAUUCUGAGUGUAGCACUACUGAAAGCUUUGAUUUUCCUCCAGGCAGCAUGCAUGCACCUUCUUCCUCCUCCUCAUCCUCCUUCUCCUCCUCUUUAAAGGAAGAGAAAAAGCUCAGUAAUUCUUUGAAAGUCUUUUCAAAAAAUGUCUCUAAAUGUGUCACACCAGAUGGCAGGACCAUAUGUGUAGGAGACAUUGUUUGGGCCAAGAUAUAUGGCUUCCCAUGGUGGCCGGCCCGUAUUCUUACUAUAACUGUGAGCCGAAAAGAUAAUGGCCUAUUAGUCCGACAGGAAGCUCGUAUUUCAUGGUUUGGGUCCCCAACAACAUCUUUUCUUGCUCUUUCACAGCUCUCCCCUUUUUUAGAAAACUUUCAGUCGCGAUUUAAUAAGAAGAGAAAAGGUCUUUACCGCAAGGCCAUUACAGAAGCAGCCAAGGCUGCUAAGCAGCUAACUCCUGAAGUUCGGGCCCUGCUGACACAGUUUGAAACAUGAACAAAGUAAGCUCAGAGACAUUAAUCAUCUGCUGUGUUUAUGGAAUUCUCUUGCACUGGCAUGAAGUCUGUCAGCUAACCAGAAAUUGCAUACAUCUGAUAUGCCACUUUCUUCUGCAAUCCAGAACAUGGUGUAUACUGAGAUACUUAAAAAAAAAAAAAAGACUAUAGUCCAUUUCCAGGAAAUCUGUAUGUGUUGUAGAUUUAUAAUUUCAAAUCUAAAAUGUUGAUAUUUUAUAAACUAUUUUUGCAAUAAACAAAGGCAUGAGCCAAGGAGCCUAUUCAACGCGAAAGAAACCACUUGAAGUACCAGAAUGAAGAAUCACAAAGUGUAAUAUUACUCUUCAAAUGCAACUUGUCUGAAUGGGUGCCGGUAACUGAUUGAGACACCUGGAAAAUUGGCUGUAAGGUUCUGAACAUUUGCUUUUGUUCUUUGUGUGUUACAUUUUACAUCUUAACAAACAUUAGUCUUUAGUGCAAGUGUUAGCAGAGCUGUA